Molecule: messenger RNA, 2778 nt
Organism: Entamoeba invadens IP1
Lineage: Eukaryota; Evosea; Mastigamoebida; Endamoebidae
Exons: 1
Coding region: 1-2778 (925 amino acids)
Source: RefSeq, a predicted model, not a curated record
AUGAAAGGGAAUCCGCCGUCAUCCAUCUCUCGCGUUCUUGAAUUAUCCAACUUUCUGUACGCAGUCCAAAACAAAAAAGUUGCUACGACGAAGAACACAGUCAAUCUAUUUUUAGAGAGCCAAGGGAUUUCAAAGACAAUCAACUUCCAAAGCACCGGGUUCUUUUAUGGGCGACGUGUAGUCAACUCCAAGUUUGGAGCAAAUCUUACGAACACGGAAGAGUUAGAGAGGUUACUCCAAGACCAAUUUGAGAAGGUCCCUGUCGAGUAUAUCUUUAUGUUAGAGGAGUAUGGGUAUCAAAAGUAUCGAGACACGAAGAUUAGUGUAGUUCUGAGGAGUUCGAUAGUGUCCUACGCGGAGAAUUUUGAAUUAGGAAGGGAGUCGAAACUGUCGAAUCGAGUGUACAUCUGCAACGUGAACGGUGACCGAUUGCCCGUGUUGAAAGCACACCACGAAGAGUACUACACGAUGACUGAAUUAACGAAUUGGUGGGAUACUGUUAUCAUUCCCGAAAUAUCAAAGAUGUGUGAAGCAAAGAAAUAUUAUGGGUCGGUCGUCUUCUUAAUGGAUGGGUUCUAUUCAGAAGCGUUCUUAGGACAUGAGACGAGUCUUGAGAAUAACACACUUGAAAUCAUUUAUAUGUCCCAUGACGAGUCGAAGAAAUUCAAUCCACUUACAGUAGCAUUGAAUGAGUUUGAAAUGCCUUUCGAAACUAUCGGGAAAGGCGUGAUGGAACAAAUUUGCUCGAAAUUGGGGUUUACAGAUCGCCUUGAAAAGACGACAUCAGAGAAGACAAAAGAACUGAUUGAGAAGGUUCAAAAGACGUCUUCUGUAUUGGGGACCUCCCAUUCUUUAUUAAAAAAGAAGUCAACUAAAAAAUCGAAGAAGACAAACAACACUAAAAGUCUAAACUAUGAAACUGAAAGAGUGAACUGCGAAGAAGAAUGUUAUUUAGAACCACCUGUACAUGAUGGUGGAUCUGCAAGUUUACUAGAAAAUAGUGAGACAUUGUGCAAAACACAUUCAAAACCAAAAUCGGUGUUUCUUGAGAAUUUUGAUGAGAGUUAUUUGGAUACACUUCCUCCAACCAACGAAUUGUUAUAUUCAUAUUACAUUGGAUUGAAUGGGGAGAUGCGUCGAUUAUACCGAUUUUAUAAAAAGAAUUAUGGCGAACAGGAACGCCUUCGCAAUUUUCGGUGUGCGAGUCCGCAAUUAGUGAAAGAUGUGAAAGUGUUGAGGGGGAGUGAGGCAUUCAAAGAGAUUGGCAAUUACUUUGAGCAAUUUGUAUAUAUGUGGUUGAACUUCAAACAGAAGGAAGAUGCGUUGAGUGAUUUAUAUGGGAAUCGGAUAGGGUUUGUGAAAGAUUCGUUUCUUUUUAAAAGUAGUGUGAAGACUUUGGACACAAAGAAAGAAUUGAAACGUGAGGAAUCCAAGCAUGGAGUCUUUUCGAUCUCGCAGAUCACAACGAUAUUAUACAAGUUUGGCAUAUUCUCAUUAAUUCCAGAGGAGUUGAAGUUUUUAGGGAUCCACCGAGUGGUGGCGCCGACUUUAGUUUAUCCCGAGGAAUAUCGCAAGAUUGGGGAGAAGGCAAGUUUAUUAGAAAUGAAACGUGACAUUCAAAAUCAUUUGAAAGACAUUCCCCAACACUUCAUCUUCAAUUUUGGAGUUUUAGAUGUCCACCUCCAGCAAUUAAAUACACUCAAUUUUUAUAAGACAAAUGCAAAGACAGAGAAGUUCGACGAGUUGAGGAAUGCGGCGGUGAGAGAAAAUGAAUUGCCUAUUGAGAAUACCAUUUCGUUUAUACAGAAUCAAGUCAUGGUGUGUAUAUCGGGGGAUGGGAGGAGCGCCAAACCGUAUGUCAAGUUCGACACCGCGAAAAUGAAGAUGGCGUUGUAUUACAAAAAGGAGUUAAAUAGCUGUGAUGGAAUCUAUUCGAACAACUAUGGGACCAUUCUCGAAGAAGAGUUCAGUGCGUAUUUUAACACGGAGAUUUUGAAUUUCAUCAACACACAACGGAGUGAAAGGCAAUACGAGGGCGUUGCUGUGAUCCUCAUUAACGAGUUUUUUAAAAAAUGGUUGGAAGCGUUGAACGUCAUGUUAAAAAGUGAGAACGUUGAGGUUGUCUAUGUGAAAGAGGAGAUAGCGUAUUUCUGUGAGCCGGUGAGGAGGUUUGAGGAUUUAAUGAUCAAGGAAAUAACAGGCGUUUUAGUGCGGAAAGGGGUUGUAUUGAAGCGGAGUCAUUUCACCCCCGAGAAUUUCCCGAUGAUCAAAAAGAUCCUUCAGAACGAGCAAAUGGUGAGAACGAGUUAUGAGAAGUGUGGCUUUGUGUUGAACGAAAAGAUUGAAAUGGUAGAUGACACUACAAUGGCUGAGAUGUAUGCAAAAGACAUUAAAGAAUUGGUGAACCCAAUUGAAGUGAAAUUAAGAGCAAAGAAGUAUCAGGUGGAGAUCAAAUACGCUAAAAUGGUGUUUAGAGUCAUCUUUAUGAAAGUUCUGGAGAUGACCGAUUUCACUAAACUGGAAAAUGAAUAUGACUUGUAUGACUAUUUGUUUAAUAACAACCCAAUUUUGGUCGGAAGUAAUUUCGAAAUGUUCCUCGACGACGAUUCACCAAAAAGACUGACGGAACAACAAAUCGAAAAUCUUGACUUGAUUUGCGAGAAGCAGGAAAUGGAAAUUCAAGACGAUGAGUCCCACUCAGACGAUGUUGUUAUAUGUGAACGACCUGAAGGUGAAAUAAAAGAAACAGUUAUUAUGGAAAUCGAUAGUUCUGAUUGA